This is a messenger RNA of Neurospora tetraspora, 1165 nucleotides long. RefSeq lists its product as uncharacterized. NCBI's taxonomy places the organism in Eukaryota, Fungi, Ascomycota, Sordariomycetes, Sordariales, Sordariaceae. The transcript is spliced from 4 exons. Bases 224 to 1006 code for a protein of 260 amino acids. The record is from RefSeq and is a predicted model, not a curated record.
UAAUAAGUGGGCAUCCCGCGAGAAUCUUCCCUUGGUCCCAUCCGUCCACUUGCUCCGGCUUUAUCUAGCAACGAACCGUAUAUAUUUCCUUUCAUCAUUCUCAUCUCGAGCAAGGCAGAACUACCAAGAACAACCAUUCAGCCUUCAAGACAACAUCGAUAUAGACAUACACACAAACGUCUAGUACAGUCACGCAUAUCGACACAACAACCACCAACUCAAGAUGGCUCGGUCUCCUCCUGCCGCCACUACCGGGGAAAACAAGCCGGCUACGGUGAAGAGGAAAGGCACGAGAAGCGUCUCUACCCUCACGCCUUCACAGCUAGCUAGGAAGCGAGCAAAUGAUCGGGAAGCGCAACGCGCAAUAAGAGCUCGCACCAAGGAGCUCAUUGAAAGGCUACAGCGCGAAUUGGAAGAAUCGAGGGGAAGGGAGAACCGCGAUGGAAUGGUUCGUGAACUGCUACAGAAGAACAAGGCAUUGGAGCACGAAGUGCGAACAUUAAGGGAAGCCCUUGGCAUCGGGAACCGUCCGUUUCCUCAAUCUGGCUACGAGGUGGAUGGACUGCAAACUUCGCCAUCAGCAGUUCCAGGCCGCGGGGCAUCCUUCCCCCAAGGCUCCACGGACUAUGGUGCACCGACAAGCUUCGGGUCAUCUUACCUCCCUACUCCUGAACCUUGUGAGACAUGGCCUCCGGUGGUCCCCGUCUCUUCGGUAACUGUUUCUUCAGUGGUCUCAAGUCCGUCUUCAUCCACGGGGCAUCCUGACGAGUACGUGGCUAGCCACGUCCCCACAAGCGUUCCUCCUUCAUUGAUGGACUCCUCUGUAAUGAGCCAAGCUACGGGAAUCUCUUGCCUGGACGGCAUGAAGGUCAACUACGAGGACAUUGAAACUGACCGCGGAUACUGCCCGACCAGCGUUCCACAGCCGCAAUCCUCGUAUCUCCCCCAGCAGUCCUGGUCUAUGUACCCGACACCAACCUACUAUCCACAAUCGCCUACGGUUUGAUGCCAUAUCGGUACAAAUGUUCGUUUUUGAGGGCAAUCAGCCUGUCGCGGACAAUCACAGUGUUGCGGACGGGCAGCCUACGAGACAACAGCUACAACAACACCAACUCUCUGGACAACAAUUACAGAUACAGACGACGACCAUCAACGUCGAUAAAGG